Molecule: messenger RNA, 974 nt
Organism: Physeter macrocephalus (sperm whale)
Lineage: Eukaryota; Metazoa; Chordata; Mammalia; Artiodactyla; Physeteridae
Product: phospholipid scramblase 1-like
Exons: 8
Coding region: 154-933 (259 amino acids)
Biological process (GO): plasma membrane phospholipid scrambling
Cellular component (GO): plasma membrane
Molecular function (GO): phospholipid scramblase activity
Source: RefSeq, a predicted model, not a curated record
AUCUUAGACUCUUCCUCACAGUAGCUUUGAGAGGCUGUUGAUGUGGGCCAGAGAGAGGAUCAAGCCUCCUCAAACUCACCUCUCAGAUUUUGAAGACAAAAGGAGGAAUCUCUCCAAUCUGUCACAGUCUCAAGCAUUUAUAUAAUCUAGAUUAUGGAUUUUUGUAAUAUACAACCCAUGAUACAAUGGAUGCAAACACCAGGGUCAAUACCCAAUUGUCCACCUGGACUGGAAUAUUUGACUCAGAUCAAUCACUUAUGUGUGUGUCAACGUUUUGAUCUUCUGGAAGUCCUCGGUCCUUUUGAAACUAACAAAACAUAUGAUGUCAUGAAUAAUCAAGGACAGAGAAUUUAUUUUGCAGAAGAGAAAAGUAAUUGUUUCCUCAGACACUUCUGUGGACCUUCAAGGCCUUUUACCAUGACAAUUUAUGAUAAUGUAGGAUGCGAUGUUAUUACUAUGCAUAAAGCUCUAAGAUGGAGCUAUUGCUGGAGUAACUGCUGCCUACAAAAGCUAAAAGUUGAGGCUCCUCCUGGAGGAAAAAUUGGAUAUGUUUAUCAAUACUAUCACCUGUUUUUACCAAUGUUUAAAAUAAAAAAUGAGAAUAAGGAGGAUUUAAUGAAAAUCAGAGGGCCAUGUGUGGUUUCUAGCUGUCUCAAAGAUCUAAAUUUUAAUUUUUUGUCCCUGGAUGAAGAAAUGGUUAUUGGUAAGAUUUCAAAUCAGUGGACUGGAUUUAUGAGGGAACGUUUUACCAAUGCUAAUAAAUUUGGGAUCCAGUUUCCUUUUGAUCUUGAUGUCAAAAUAAAAGCAUUGAUGCUCGGAGCAAGUUUCCUCAUUUGGACUACAUGUAUUUUGAACUCUGGUCAUAAGAAUCAGCCUGAAAGAUCAUGCCAGAGAUCACUGGCAUUAAGUUUUGCCAGCCCUCAGCAAAAUUAAACAAAUUUCACUCAGAAUAUCUAAAUAAAGUUUUGUUUCAC